UGAGGACCUGGAACGGGAGUGCUCGGUGUGAUUACGGUGAUCGAUCUGCGAUUAAACGGGUUCUCUUACGCGUUGCUUCCAAGUCGCAACGUGUGAAGCAUGGAUUGUUUCCAAUCAGUUGCGUUUAAAUUUUGCGAGAGAUUCUCCUGGUGCAUUGUACGCGAAACGAUGACGAGGAAUCGGUGAGGCGUGACAAAGAGAGUGUGGCUUUGGAAUCGACGUGGAAGCUUCGGUCUUUAGCGCGAGGAGAUCGAUAGGAGUUUGAUUUAGAGUGAUCUACUGGUGAUCUACUGGUGUCUAGCUGCGAUUAACUAAUCGGUGUCUCGAUUCUGGGCUCGGCGAUGCGAAGAAAACGAUGAGCAGCGCCGAUUUUCCUUCGAAUACGAUAAUUGCGCAUGGAACCGUGACUUUCGGUCUUUGACAGAGGUUAUCGCGUCAAGAGGUCCAGGAUGGUCGGUGUCAUUAUCAAGGCUGCGCUGUUGGCGCACUUUCUCCAGCUGGUCGUCGAGGCGGCUGAUCGCACUACCUGUAUUCCCAAUUACUUUCGUUACGUUAAGGACCAAGAAACGGAAAUAUUCAGCGGCCUCAUCGUGAUAUCGUCACCACCGAAAGGGGUUCCUCUGCACCUCAGCGUAGGCAUGAGCAUCGCCGCCGUGUUACCCUCGAAAUACGUCGGUCGAUUAAAAUUGGCGGAGUCGAGGGAACAGUCGAUGAGAGCGGUCCAGCAGGGCGGGCCCUUGAAAUACAACAUCCGAUUUCCUCUUCUUCAACCAUUACCGACCAUAACCGGUUUGUGGUUCAACAAUGAGUUACUUUGUACCGGUCAACGCGCAAUGGGACAAAUCGUCACGUCCAUCGUAUUGAACCACACCUUGUAUCCACCGGGGAAGAUGCAAGUUUUGGACGAAUCGAACCUGAUUUCAUCGCACGCCGACGUAGACGAAAAGCUGUGGCAGCCUGCUAUUCCGGACCCCAUUGAAUCCCCAGUUUAUCAGCCUGAACCCACUCGACCGCCAAUUUUCGAAACCGAACCCACUCGACCGCCAGUUUUCCAACCCAAACCCACUCGACCGCCAGUUUUCCAACCCGAACCCACUCGACCGCCAGUUUUCCAACCCGAGCCCACUCGACCGCCAGUUUUCCAAACCGAACCCACUCGACCGCCAGUUUUCCAGCCCGAAGUGACCAGAUCAUCGAUUCAAACUGUUGGAACUGAACGUACGGUGUUCAGACCGAUUCCAACUCGACCUCAGACCACUCAACCAGCUCCUCCCGUGACUCCAAAGCCGAUUCCUAACAUCGAUCAGACCAAUGAAUUAUGCGGUCGUCCAAGUAACACGAACACGAUUAACCAACUGAUAGCAGGAGGUUUGAAAACGUAUCCAGGUCAGUGGCCUUGGUUGGUGGCGAUCUUCGUCGUCAAGUACGAGUUUGAGUUCCAAUGUGCCGGGAAUCUGGUGACGAACACUCAUGUUAUCACGGCUGCCCACUGCUUUCAAUUGGGCAACCUGAUGAUCCCAGCGAGCGUGCUGUCGAUCGGUGUGGGACGAUAUCGUCUUCGAGGCUGGGAGGAAAAGGACUCGAAUCGACACGUGGCGGAAUAUAGGAUCCACCCCGAUUACAGGUUCCAGGUCGACGCCAAUUCGAAAGCCAGCGCCGACUCCGACCUUGCCGUGCUGAUUCUCAAAGAUAGGGUGGAGUACAGCGCGAUGGUCAGACCAGUUUGUCUUUGGCCAAGCCCUACGGCACUGGACCUUGUUGUGGGAAGGUCGGGAACCGUUGUGGGCUGGGGACGCGACGAAUUCGGGAAUCCGUACCUUGACGAACCUCGUAUGUCCACUUCUCCGAUCGUAUCUCAGGAGGUCUGUCUGUGGAGCAACAGCGAGUUCGCGAAGACAACCACGAACAGAACAUUCUGCGCGGGUCUGCGCAACGGAACCGGUCCUUGCAACGGCGACAGCGGAAGUGGCUUCGUCAUCUACGAUUCCUACACGGAACGCUACUAUCUCCGCGGUAUCGUUUCAUUAUCGCUGUUGGACAGAACCAGAAUGUCCUGCGACCUGUCGCAAUUCGUAGUAUACGCGGACGUCGCGCAAUACAGAGACUGGAUAUUGGAACAGCUCGCCACGUAGUGUCCUUCCGCGAUUCUAAACAUGCUAGUCGAUCAGCUUCUCGAUAGAAAUUAUUCUCACGACACUGGUAGCUCCGUUCAGGACAACGCCAAGUGGAAUUGCAUGGUCGAUUUAUCGACUGUCGUCCUGAUUUUUUUCAUUUUAUCUUCGAUGUACUUCCGCUUCGACAUCCCAAGAUAUCGCGAAUCCACAUUUCGACCUGUUUUCGAACGUAGAAUUGUUUAUAGCAGUUUACAGAGCUCGUUUAUGGCAGUGCUGGGCAAAAUGUACUUUAUCGGUGAUCCAAGAAUCAUAAUCGAUAAUUUUUAAUCAUUAAUCCCGUUAAUAAACGAAGUAAUCAUGAUUAAUGUAUACUCAGUAUGUAUAAUCAUGAAUGUACACGUGCGAUUAAUGCUGAGGCAUUAGAAAUUAUUAGAUUAUGGUUGCAGAUUAUACAUUUAAGUGGUCAACGAUUAAUUCGACGAUUAUGAACAAUUAUCACAAAGUAAUCAGUGAUUAAUAAUCACCGUUCUAUAAUUCGACUGUGAAAGACCCUAAAUCUUGCUUUUACUCCUAUUUCUCUUUACGUUAAUAUUCGCGACAUGGACGAUGGAAACUGUACAAAAGUAACAGGGUCAUUUGAAUAAAGGAUCGACCCUACCUCGAUUAUUUUACUCGUAAGGACAGCGUAUGUAUUUUAGCUCUUCCAUUUAUUCAUACCGUGUAAUAUUUAUUCUUGACAUAAUUCUAAUUGCAUACCGCGUAAAAUAAGUAUAGCACGUAAAUCUAUCUUAAACUGAACUGUUCCGUCACGCGCGAGGUAAUCCUUCUUUAUCAAUGAUCGUAUCGUACUCGUGUAUCGUUAAUUGAAAAUGUAUAUAUACUGUUAGAUAGAUGCUUCGUAGAAAAUCAUUUAUCGCUAAUUUUACGAACGACCAUGAUCUUAUUCUGCUCGAAUAAAACCUUGUAUUUUUCUUACGUUUCA
Messenger RNA from Hylaeus anthracinus, 3096 nucleotides. RefSeq names its product clotting factor B-like. The record is from RefSeq and is a predicted model, not a curated record. Gene Ontology annotation, molecular function: serine-type endopeptidase activity. Gene Ontology annotation, biological process: proteolysis. Lineage: Eukaryota; Metazoa; Arthropoda; Insecta; Hymenoptera; Colletidae. The coding region runs from base 450 to 2132 and encodes 560 amino acids. The transcript has 6 exons.